Messenger RNA from Paramecium tetraurelia, 264 nucleotides. RefSeq lists its product as uncharacterized. NCBI's taxonomy places the organism in Eukaryota, Ciliophora, Oligohymenophorea, Peniculida, Parameciidae. The transcript has a single exon. The record is from RefSeq and is a predicted model, not a curated record.
AUGCAAUCCAUGUAAUUGGUGGGAUAAUGUCGAAAUCCAAUUUCAAAGGCAACUCAGAAAUUACCAAAAGACAGGUCCUCUGAGGAUUAGCAGUGCUUGUCCAUCCAAAUAACAAGAUAGAUUGGCAGAACCCAAAAAACAGUUACAGAUUAAGUAAAGGCCUCAUACUCCCAAUAUCAAACAAGCACACAAAAUCUAUCAAUCUUAUCAAACUCUGAAAUACUAAAGCAAAGCUCGCAACAUAAGGUACAAGACACAUAAUGA